GGGGUGGGAGAGACGGCAGUGUGUAGCGGAUAUAAGUGCUAAAGGUUAAUAAGACAGGUGAGCAGGUGUGGAACACGAGAAGGAGGCUGCUGUCGCUGCGGGAGAAUUUGAUCCCUGGACAGGUUGGAAACUCAAGCGUCCUCCAACACGCACUGUCCUGAGUAUAUAAGAAAACCCUCAGUGGCCACCACAAAGCCUUAUCUGCUGCUUUGGACCUGGACGGAGAGGAGCCAACUACGGACCGACAUGUCGCUCACCUCCAUUCUUUCUGCUGAGGCCAUUGAAAACGCUGUCAAGGACUGUCAAGCUCCAGACACAUUCAGCUACAAAAAGUUCUUCCAGCUGUGUGGACUGUCCUCAAAGACACCCAAGGAGAUUCGAGAUGUCUUCCAGCUCCUCGAUGAUGACAACAGCGGCUACAUCGAGGAGUCUGAGCUCAAGUUCUUCCUGCAGCGGUUCUUCCCUGGGGCGCGGACCCUGACCGAAGCAGAAACCAAAAGCUUUGUCUCAGCAGCCGAUGACAACAGCGACGGCAAAAUUGGAGUAGAUGAAUUCCAGACUAUGGUCCUAUCUUGAGUUUUCCAUAUGAAAAGAGGUCUUUGGGACAUUGGUCUUAUCCCCCACCUUUGGAGUCUCUUGAAAACAUCUUCCAUACCACAGGAUUUACAUUAUUUUCUGUUAAAUUCUGUGUGCAUUCUUUUGAAUUUGAAUUGUCAAAGUGUAUGUUAAUUGUUUUAGUCCAUGUUUUCUUGUCUGUGAAAACACUUCCUAUGACGAUGAAUAAGAUAAGGAAACACGUCAAAACACAGUGUAACUGCUCAGGACAUAAUUGGAUCAGACAUAUAAUUUGAUGUGAUAUAUUGGUUUUCUAAAGUAGGCUGCUUUUUAAGAAUAAACAUAAGGAUACAGUAAUAUUGAAUUGAUCUGAUUUUUUUUUUGUUAUCGAAAAACAUUGCUUAUAAUUGUGUUAUUUAAAAAAAGUGAUUAAAUUGAAGUGUAGCAGGAUUGUAAUUGGCUUGAACUGAACUAUAUUUUAUUGGACUUGCACUUUCUCUGUAAAGUGCCCCGAGAUUACACUUGUUGUGAAAUGAAGAUAUAUAAAUAAACUGAACUGUACUGAA
This is a messenger RNA of Cololabis saira (Pacific saury), 1121 nucleotides long. It is a transcript of the gene pvalb9, whose product is annotated as parvalbumin 9. The record is from RefSeq and is a predicted model, not a curated record. The coding region runs from base 247 to 576 and encodes 109 amino acids. The transcript is spliced from 5 exons. NCBI's taxonomy places the organism in Eukaryota, Metazoa, Chordata, Actinopteri, Beloniformes, Belonidae. Gene Ontology annotation, molecular function: calcium ion binding. Gene Ontology annotation, cellular component: cytoplasm; nucleus.